This is a messenger RNA of Sclerotinia sclerotiorum 1980 UF-70, 192 nucleotides long. RefSeq lists its product as hypothetical. The record is from RefSeq and is a predicted model, not a curated record. The transcript is spliced from 3 exons. Lineage: Eukaryota; Fungi; Ascomycota; Leotiomycetes; Helotiales; Sclerotiniaceae. The coding region runs from base 1 to 192 and encodes 63 amino acids.
AUGAUCCUGCGGAAUUGCUGUGAUGCUCUGACGAAGUUGCUAGUGAGGUAUAUUCGAGAUAUCGACGCCAUCAGUGGUAAUGGUACCUGUAUGGUAGGAGCUUUGCUCUCUAAGUCCGGCAUUCGUAUUUGUCUGGAUGUCUGCAGUCAAGCUGAGGAAUACACUGAAAACGUUCGCCGUGUGGUAGUUUGA